GAAACUUUUUCCCUAUAUAUUAGGGUAUAAAAGUUCAAAUGUAACCCGCCUAGGAAUUGGUGGGAAAAAUAGAAAAGACGAUAGAGAGAAAUAUGCCGGUGGCAAGGCCUGAGUCAUCGGAUUCUAGAGUUAUUGCUCAUGUCGACAUGGAUUGCUUCUAUGUUCAAGUGGAGCAGCGAAAGCAACCAAGUCUAAGAGGUCAACCCGCUGCUGUUGUACAGUACAAUUCUUGGCAAGGUGGGGGGCUGAUCGCUGUCAGUUAUGAGGCUCGUAAAUUUGGGGUGAAGCGCUCAAUGCGAGGUGAUGAAGCAAAGGAAGUUUGUCCGGAGAUUCAUCUUGUUCAAGUCCCAGUUGCCCGUGGUAAAGCUGACCUAAAUUCUUACAGGAAUGCAGGCUCAGAGGUUGUCGCCAUACUCUCAAGAAGAGGCCGAUGUGAGCGUGCUUCAAUUGAUGAAGUGUAUUUGGAUCUCACUAUAGCUGCUGAAGCAAUGUUGGCAGAUAAUCCUCCUGAGUGUCUGGAAACAAUCAGUGAAGAAGCAGUGAAAUCACAUGUUUUGGGUCUUGAGGUUGGUACCGAUCCCAGAGAGAAUGUCAGACAUUGGCUCACCAGAAGUGACGCUAGUCACCGUGAUAAGUUGUUAGCCUGUGGAGCCCUUAUUGUUGCAGAACUUCGGCUGCAAGUAUUAGAAGAGACUGAAUUCACUUGUUCUGCAGGCAUUGCUCAUAAUAAGAUGCUGGCCAAACUAGCAAGUGGAAUGAAUAAACCUGCUCAGCAAACUUUGGUGCCUUUCUCAUCCAUCAGCAAAUUACUCGAAACUCUGCCUAUAAAGAAAAUGAAACAGCUUGGAGGAAAACUUGGAACUUCUUUGCAAAUUGACUUAGGUGUGAACACUGUUGGGGAUCUGCUCCAGUUUUCAGAAGAGAAGCUACAAGAGUAUUAUGGAAUAAAUACUGGUUCCUGGUUAUGGAAUACAGCCAGGGGCAUUAGUGGGGAAGAGGUCAAGGAACGCCUUCUUCCCAACAGUCAUGGUUCGGGAAAGACAUUCCCUGGACCUCGAGCUCUUAAAACUGUUGCUUCUGUUGAAAAGUGGCUCAGUGAACUCUGCGAAGAACUUAGUGAGCGUCUUCAGUCUGAUCUAGAACAGAAUAAGCGGAUUGCACAUACUCUUACUCUACAUGCUCAAGCACACAAGUCAAAUGACGCAGAUUCGUUCAAGAAAUUUCCAUCAAAGUCAUGUCCACUAAGGUAUGGGACUGCCAAGAUUAAGGAAGAUGCCCUCAGCCUGUUUCAAGCAGGAUUGCGUGAAUAUCUUGGCCAGUACAAUUUGAAGACUUCAGGAAAUCAAAACUGUGGGUGGGGAAUAACUGGUCUUUCUGUUUCAGCCAGUAAAAUAGUAGCCAUACCAUCUGGUACACGGUCUAUCAUGAAUUAUUUUCAAAACCAAGAGGAAACUUACCCUCAAGUAAAACUAUCCAGCGAAAAGCUUUUCCAAGAUGCUCUACUUUUGUCCCCUUCAGAGAACUGUCUAGGAAGUGGAGGUCAUCCAACUUUGCAGUCAACAGAAGGAAUAGCACGACAUGAGGAAGAUAAAGAGACUAAACAUUGCGUAGAGGAAGAGGACAAGGAGAUGUGUAAAGAAAAGGGCUUUCUUUUAUCACCUGAACAGCUGCCAGAUAAAGAGACUUUGAUAUGUUCUUCACCAGUGUAUCCGAAAUGGGAGAAAGAGUAUCCGAGAUGGGAAAAAGAUCAGACUGAAUCAAGUGGGGUCUCCCUUACUGAAAAGAGUAGAGAUACUUUUGAGUCGGAGGAAGGGAAGAGGAAGUCCAAUAAAGAAAAGGGAAUGCAAACAAUCUCGCGAUAUUUUCAAAGUCAAAACUCUGGCUCUCUCAUACAGAUAGAACAUGCUAGCACUGCUAAUCUUAGCGAAUCAUCCUCCUUGUCAGACCCUCAUAGUGAACCUCCUCAAGAAAAUUCACUUACAAGGGGUGAGUCCAGUGUUGAUGCUCGUCUUUGCAGCCAGUUUAAAAGACCUUCCUGGAGUUACGACAUUGAUGAGAUUGACCAGGAUGUCUUGAAGGAGUUACCAAAACAAAUUCAAGAAGAGGUACAGGCAUGGCUCAGGCCUCAGAAGCGAUCUAAUACAGUGAAAAAGGAUUUGGGUAUUACUCGUUAUUUCUUACCUGCAAAGGAUAAGUAGAUGCCAACAAACAAUUCCUGUAAAGAGGUGGAUAAUAUCAGAGGCUUAUCUGGAGCUUCGUGCCCAGAUUGAGCUGGAUCCUACUGAAUCAGGAGGCCAUCUUAACAAGUUGGUUAGUCAUUAUAUUCAGUCUUGACAUACUAUAUCCUAUUGUUGUUGAAUAUUCCUUAGUUCUUGGGAUUGCCAAGUACAGAAGUCACUACUUCGAGAUCCGGAUGAAGAAGCAUGUCCGUUAAUAUCACUGAGUGUAAUGUUAUUCAGGGUGUAAUAUUUGUGUAACUAUUAGGUUAGUCAUCAUAUUCAGUCUUGACAUAUAAUAUCAUAUCGUUGUUGAAUAGUCAUUUGUUCUUGGGGAUUGGCGAGCACAGAAGUCACUACAUCGAGAUCAACAUGAAGAAGCUGCUGGGCUAUAUCAAUUGUCUAAUUUUUAUUCAUAUUGUGAUACGUAUUAGGUUGCUAUAGGCUGUGUUUUGCUCUAAGGAUGGGCAUGUAUAUUCUUGAAAAUGGAGAAUUAAUGUAAAUAUUAUUAUGUCAUGUCUUAUAUGGACAAGUUUCUAUUCUCUUC
Molecule: messenger RNA, 2763 nt
Organism: Nicotiana attenuata
Lineage: Eukaryota; Viridiplantae; Streptophyta; Magnoliopsida; Solanales; Solanaceae
Product: DNA polymerase eta
Exons: 16
Coding region: 93-2198 (701 amino acids)
Biological process (GO): response to radiation; error-prone translesion synthesis
Cellular component (GO): site of double-strand break; nucleus; replication fork
Molecular function (GO): damaged DNA binding; DNA-directed DNA polymerase activity
Source: RefSeq, a predicted model, not a curated record